AUGGACUACAGAGAAGCCUUCUUAACUGCUUGGAGGGACUUUCAUCCGAAAGGCAAGCUUCCUGACACAGACUUUUUGCAAUUUUGUGAUUUUGAUGGAGAUUUCGCAUCUGACGAACAUGUUUUGGAGCGUUUCAAUUUGUGCAAUGAAAGACUUGAGGACGCUAUUCGCGUGUUUAAAAGCGAAGGAUUUAUUCUAAAAUGGCUCAGAGAGGUUCUUAACGUUAACAUCUCUAAAGGAAGAGAUUUAGAACUCGAAAGAGUGCUAAACGUGUUCUUUCCAUGCGAACUGAAUCAGCCUGUGUCGUGUCCGCAGGACAUUGCCUCACCUUCCGUUGCCAUAGAAGACGUAAAAAAAUCGGAUCGGGACGAUUUUGAGAAGUCGUCCCCGCUUGAAGACGAAGAGAAAUAUUUAAACAAUACUUUUGCACCUGAUGAAGAGUGCAAGGAUUUUGGAAAAGACGCUAAAGUGAUAUUUCCUCCUCGUGACGAGCCAAAACUCGCUUUGGACGGAAGUGACGGGGAGUCGUGUUUCAACGACAACAUACAGGGGACGUCUGGGGUCGACACUGGUAAAUUAUUUAGUAGCGAAAAUAAUGAAUUCGAUGAAGAGAAAAGCUCGUCACACGAUGGCAUUAAUAUAGCAGAGGGUAAUAAACUUUCCGCCAAUAACAAUACAGAAAAGGAAAGUGUAAACGAUGUCGGGUUAACAAGGAGAAAUGAUCAGAGAGACCCCACGGGUUCUUCAGAAGACGAAGAAUCAGAAAUGGGGGACGAAACGCCAAGUUUAAAUUAUCCUGAACGAAAGAAACCAACUGGUCAUAGAAAUCGAGCUCUUGCCAGUGUGUUCUCACCUCUAGCGAAGGGGAUCAACAAAGCUAAAUCGAAAGGAAAGAGUUAUUUAACGCGUCCGUCCGGCCCAAAACAUAGGCGACAUGAUUCUCACGGCAGCACGACAAGUGGCGAUGAUGUGGACUUUUCAGAUCAUGCCGAAAGUAAAACUUCCGAAAAUCUUGAAAGUGAAAUAUUGUCAGAUUCUAAUGAGGUUGAUGUGAAGUUACACGAUAUUUGUGCGGCAAAUCAGUUUAAUAUGGCAGAUGAAGGCGAUAGUUGUUUGGCUCCUAUCGAUCGAGGAAGUCAUGUUGACUUUACAAGACAGGGAUUCUCGGAGAACAAUGCUUUGGACAAGAAAGACUCAAUCUCUGAGGAAGACAGGUGUAAGAAAGAGAAGAUAGCUGAAACGCCCGACGUAAUUAUCGAAGUUGUUGAUGAAUUGAUAUCCUACUUGGAAGGAAUCGAGGUCGUGAGUAGCGAUGAUCUCGAAGGGGAAUCGCCCCAUGCGUCUGAGGGAGAUGACUUUAUGCUAUUUGGCGGGGUAAUAAGACCACGGAAACCCCUACGAUCACGAAGACAACUCGAUUCUGUUCUCUCUGCGGGUAACGUUAGUUUGAUGAGUGCUGACUCUUGCAUGAGUCCAUGGGCUAUAGAUGUUGCUGUCUCUGAAAUGCAGUCAGCUGAUUCAUCAGAACAAGAAGACAAUGGAAAUGAUUCCAAUGAUGUCGGACCCACUGAGAGGGCUUCCCCUAGUCACCAUGUAAAAGAAAUAUCCAAGCAGCCAAAUGUGGAGGCUUCACCUCCACCUAUCAGACCUCCACGGCGUAGUAAGACUGAGAGGCGGUCCCGCACUGUAGGCUCACCAAAGAAACUAGGGCCAGUCAGUGCUGAUGAUGAUGAUGUCUUUGGAAAAGAUGACAAGGGAUAUGAGGGUAUGUUGUGAUCUUACUUUGAGAAGAAAUAAUCGGAACUUAAAAUUGGAUACUGCUGACUAAGAGGCACAUAUUUCAAAAAUAGUUUUAGAAAUGCACGAAAGUUAUUUUGGAAAUAAUUUUAAGGACCACUUGUCAUAAAUGCUAAUGAUUGAGAAGCAAGAUAUUAUCUUUAAUUUUCUUUUGAAAGGAAAAGGUAAGCAUUCAUUUGAAAUAAACUUUUUUUCUUUUACAGCUAGAUUUUUCAUAGACUCUAGUAUACUAAAGCUAAUCUUUCAAAGAAUUUUUGUCUGUAUCCUAAGUUUGUUUAUAUUGUUAUAUUGUAUGUGUUGAAGAUAUUGAAGAAGCAAUUAUAACUGUCUAUAUUUUUUUUCUUCCUCCUCCCUUUAUGAUAAUAUGUCAUGGUUGUUAUUUUGAUAAUAUAUUUUCAAACUGUCAUUCAAUAUUUUUAACAUGAAGUCUAACCUAUGGACGCUCUGUCAUUACUUCAUUUUCUCUUCUACAUAAAUUAGCACCAAAUUAUCUGUGUAAAAAUUAAUUUAAGAUCAGAAAAAACAAACAAACAAGCAAACAAAUGAUAACAACAGCUUCACAAUAAUUUGGAAUGCUUUGUUUGCAAAAGCCAAUACAAUAGAUUGUUUGAACUUAUGAGGGUAUAACGGACAUAACAGACAGUGGAUUUAAAAAAAAAAUUAGUUAAGGGUGCAAAACUAUGACAAUACAAAUUUUUUUUUGAGGUGAAAGGCAAUUUUUUUUCACAAAGAGUUGAAAACAAAUGUAUGAGUAGACUUAAGGUAGGCUGGAACAAGAUACGGAAGGUUUGAAAUUGCUUUCAUUUAUCUUCCUGCUUUUGAAGUGAUAAAUUUUUUGUUCUACCUUACAAGGUGACAAAGAGUUAUGGCAUACAUCUGUAAUUUGUGAGCAAUAUGAACUUAAAAUUUUCCAAUGAUUUAAAACUGUGUAGCAUACACAAACAGUAAUGUUGAAUGGCAAGAGGAGCUUAAAGUCAUUGAAUUAGAACAAGACAAAAUACGGCUUUUCUUUACUUUCUGUAAUGGACAAUAACUGGCUCACAUUAAGUGAGCAAUGCAUCAACUGUUGUCAGGAGUCACUAAACAAUGGAAGGGAGAGUAUGUUUACUUUGUAAAGAGAUGAAAAAAGGUUUCUAAGAUUUAGUAACUGAAAUAGAGUUAAACAACAAGCAACAAAAGUUAACCUCAGUGUGUGUUGCUUUAAAAGCAUACCAUGGUCAGAUCUGCCACAACACAUUGUAAUUUUCUUUUAAUUUUUUAAAGACUAGGACUUUCAUUGGGAAUACUGUAUUGGAUAUUUAUUAACUGAAACAUUUUUUCUUGGAAAUAGAAGGCUGACAGAUAUAGAAAAUGAAGGAUCUCUCUUACCCAACUGCUUUAGGAUGGUCUUGUUUUUGAAUCAUACUGAAACAAAAAACUAAAUCAUGUUUAUUAUAUUUUGAUAAUAUGAACUGUGACAUUUUGUGUUUAAGUAUGAUACUUUCAAUUCAACAGGGAGGUUUUCAAAAGACAUAAACUGUAAAGAAAAAAAUCUUGUUUUGUGUAAAGGUGAAAGUCCAUUUUUCUUGUUAUUUGUGAUAAAAAAAUUAUGCUAAGAAAAUAGUCUUCUAUUAUUUUAUUAUUUCAAUACAUUUAGAUAGUUUUAUGAAACUUGUGGUCACAUAAGCAAACAUCUGUUUAAAAUAAGUAAUAUUUUCUUUCUGAACUUUGGAUUUAGAGAUUUCUGUUGUGUUUCUUUCUGUCAUACAAAUUUUUGUAAAACCACAGUUUAGUUGCCAACUCAAAAUUUUCAAUUUUCUGCUAGAAAUAUUGUUACUCCCUGAAGAAUUGUGAUAUUUAUUGCUUUUAAUUUGAAACCUUGAAAAUUCCUGGUAAUUGGCUCAUUAUAUAGAUUCACUUUGUGGUAAACAUUUUGAUAAAAAAUUUCAUUCAUUUUCCCAACCUUAGCCCUUUCAAAAUAAAGUUGGUCCUUAAGAGUGUCUCCUUAAAAGCAAAGUGCAGAUCAUGUAAUCUGUUUUCACUAUCUUUAAGGCUUUUUGGUUAAAGUACAGUCAAGAUUAUAAUUUUUGUUUUUUUCAAUCAUAAAAGAAAAAUUGGUCGCAAAAGUGCACUGAUAAUGUUUUCAAUUUCAAUUUUGUUGUAAAAGCUGUCUGGGUAAACAUAAAUUUCACAUUUUAGUGGUUAUUAUCAUAACAAAGGUACUGUCAGUACUGUCUCUGAAAUCUUUUGAAUAUUUAAAUAAUUUGUUCUUUAACCUGACUAGUUUUUCAUUUUUUUGGGGAGUCAAUAGUCUUAUUCAUACCUCAUUUAUAUGAACAUAUUAUUAGCUGUUUGUGCAUCUUUAAAUCAAUUUGCAAGUUGAAGUUAAAGCAAUAACCUUCUUAUAUGAGUAAAGGAUCAAAACAUGGCUGAAUUUGCAUAAUGUGAAGAAAUUGCACAACAAAAUUACUUGAAAAGUAUGAGAUACACCUUUCUAUGGUAGAAAUAAUUAUGAAUUAAAACAGCUACAUUUGUUAUACUAUUGGCAAAAUAGUUUUACCAUUCUUUACUGGUCACUGACAAAUGUAUAAAAACAUUUUUAGCUGAGUAGGAUUUUAAAUUUGCACUCUCCUGAAAUUUUAUGCUUUUAAAGAAAGAUAAAAAUGCUAAUUUCUAAAUUAUGUUUUAAUAAAAAAACAUUAAGCAUGGUUUACCUGUCAGUUACUGAAUUAAAACAGCUACAUUUGUUAUACUAUCGGCAAAAUAGUUUUACCAUUCUUUACUGGUCACUGACAAAUGUAUAAAAACAUUUUUAGCUGAGUAGGAUUUUAAAUUUGCACUCUCCUGAAAUUUUAUGCUUUUAAAGAAAGAUAAAAAUGCUAAUUUCUAAAUUAUGUUUUAAUAAAAAAACAUUAAGCAUGGUUUACCUGUCAGUUACUGAAUAGAUCCAUUUUGAGAAAGGUAAGAGCAUUUUUUCAAUGAAAAUUGUUUCCAGUUGUGCAAACUGAAGACACACAUAGUAGUGUUGAUAAGUCACUUAAUUGAGAACAUCUUGAACAAAAAAAAUUGCAUAAACUAAAGAUGUAUUUCUAUUAAUGGUCACUCUUGAUAAAUUGAAAAGUUUUCAACUUCCAUUUGCCUACAGCUGUUGCAGUUAUGAAAACUUUCAAAACAUUACACUUCCCCUUAACCUUGAAACACAGUCUUGGGUACAUGGAAUUUCCCAUAAGCCAGAUAAUAAUUAUUAUGAUGGUAAUAGUAAUGGUAAUAAUAAAAUGAAUGUUGUGGUAAAGAAACAAACAAGGAUGAAGUUGAACUGCAUGUAGACUACCCUCUCCUCUAGGGAUGUCCUACAAUGCAAUUAAGGGGGAGGUGGAGAGAGAGAGAGAGAGAGAGAGAGAGAGAGAGAGAGAGAGAGAGAGAUGGGGGGGGGGAAGUGCCUUUUUUUGGGGGGGGGUGGGGGGGGUUUAACUGAACAAGCCUGAGUUCAAGUGGAAAGUCUCCUUGUUUGUAUAGGAUCUGAUCAUAGUCAAUAAUAUGAAUGUUGUAUAUUUUUAUGUUAUUGUCACUAGGGGACUAUGACUCUCUCCCUCGUUUGCCAAAGAGGAGUGCUAGUGAGGUAGUUCGUCCUCGGAGCCAGGGUUCAGAAAAUGAAGAACUCAAGAAACUGCGCAAAGCAAGAGGGGCCCAUGUUGUUAUUGGAGAUCAUAGUGUUGAUUUUUCAUCUUCGCCUGUCCCUUCUCCUGGUGGAAGUCCUGCAAAACAUGUGGUAUGUAUAGUUUAAAUUAUUCUUGAUGACCAUUUGAAGUCCUGUAUUUUUCAAUGGUUUUGUUCAUUAACCAAGGUCUCUGCUGGGUUAAAAUCUGUAGGAAAAUAAUCCAAAAGCCAACAUGUGGGAAUUACUUAAAGAGACAUCAGCAGUUCUCUUGAUGCUUUGAGCUCCAAUGCAGCCCCUUUUGUCAAGGAAUUGGUUCUCUGUCUUGCUGCUUUUAAGUGGAUGCAUGUUCCCCACCAAGUCCUUUCAUGAAACUGAAACAAAAGAAUUUGAAUAUAAUGAAGACCAUGGAAUAAAAAAGGGACUUUUUAUUUAGCAAUAGUAAUUUGUGACCCUCAAGCAACAUGUCAGGGUAAAAUCAAGAAAGGAAGCAUUACCUCACUACCGAGUGGUAAUGUACCAUUGUAACAUUUAACUUGUCAUCUGUUAGGAUCCUGGUGCUGGAGAUAAAGCUGAAAAGCUGCACAAGAGAAAGUGGGUUGUUGCUGGAGUGCUGGAUGGUGAGAAAGGAUAUUUGGAAUGUCUAAACUUAUUAUACAAAGUAAGCAUUUUUACAUCUUUCUUUUCGUGGUUGGUGACAAAAAAAAAAGCAUAAUUGUCUGUUAGGGUUUUUUAUUUAAAUGACUGAAAUACUGUGGGUGCUCUCAUUGGUCUAUAGGCUUUGUUAGAUGAGGGUACAACUUUGCAUUGCCUCAUGAUAACAGUUAGGGGUUUGCAGAACGUCUCAAGUUUAGGCUAUGUUAACAUGGAGAAAGUCCUCAAUUAGUUAUCAUGAGUGAAAGUGAUUCAAUUACAUUUUUUAACUUCUAAAAUUCUGUAUAUUUUAGCCCUCUUGAACAUGUAUAUUGUAGCAUCUAUUAAAGUAGGCUUCAGUACACUGCAGACUAUUUGCAGCAUCAGAACUAACACUGCCAGAGUUUAUUACUCCAAUUAUGUGCUGUAUAAGAUUUAAAAUUACUUGCAAUGUUCAUGUUAUUAUGGUGCUUAACCAACAUUGGGAACUUGCACAGUUUUUCUUUGUUAGAUCCCAUAGGUAAAAAUCUGAGUUAUAGCUCUUAAAUGGAACCAUCUGUAAAUUAAGUUCUUAAAUAAUUUGUGCUUUGUCAAUGCAUAACAUGUGUGUUUAAAUGUUUCUUUUCUUCCAAUUGUUAUUUUCAGCACAUGAAGCCUCUAAAGUUUUCCAUUGAAUCAUCACAUCCAAUCUUGACCUCAGUUGACUACAACAAGAUUUUCCACAAACUUGAUGAAAUGCACACUAUGCACAGUGCAUUUUAUAAUGAACUUGAGACACGUGUGUCACACUGGAGCGACCGUCACCUUAUAGGAGAUUUAUUUUUGAGUUUGGUAAGCGGUAUUUUUAGUGGAAUAGUCUGGGAAUUUAUUCACAAAAGGAAAUAUGACGUUGCGGUUUUUUAAUGGAAUUUUUAGAGCUGUAUCUUUUUUACAAAUUUAUGCAAUUUCCUGCUAAAUUGUUUUAUUUCACUGUCAAAGAAAAAUCAGUUUAUUUAUCUUUAGUGUUCACUCAUUUAAACCAAACAUACUUGCGAUUAAUCCUUUAACUCUCGUGAGUGACCAAGACAGAAUUUCUGUUACAAAUUUGAUCUGGGAGUUAAAGUGUUAAAAGAGAUUGUAGUAUUAAAUAUCAACAGCUUAGUCAUGUGAGUUCCUCACAGGAAUAGAGGCCAUUUAGCCAUCUCUCUGACUAAAAUGCAGAAUUACAUGGCUGAAUUUCAGUGGUUAGAGUUGUUUCUCAUUAUGUAUAACUCAUUUCUCCUGAUUGAAAACUCUGUGUUGCAUUGUUAAAUUUGUGGCUCAGGAUUCAACUUUUUAGUCAUUGGUUAUCUAUUAAAGAGAUAUUAAACAGUAAUUGUAUUUUUUGUCAGUGAGUUAAAAAAAAUUUCAGUUGCUACCCAUGUAACAAGGUGUUGGCAAACAGAACCAUCUUCAUCAUAGUUUUGUUUAUGUUUUUCUUUCCUUUUUGUUUUCCCUUUGCUUACAGGUGGAUCAGUUUGAUGUGUACAAAGAAUACAUAUCAAACUACAAUACUGCAAUGUCGACAGUACGUAAAUGCAAGGCAAGCAAUGAACAAUUCAACAACAUCUUUUCUAAGGUAUGUUUUAUUGUGGCUCAUGUUAUUUACUAAAGGCAGGUAUUUCAUUGAUUGAUUAUUUUUCUCUGUCAAGGGAGGGUAUAGAAAGAAUUUGUAAAGUUCAUUUUUUGAUCACAAGGCAGAAAGUGGAUAAGCUCAGACAUUGAGGACAAUUAACAGAUGUUGUCUUUUCUAUGUUUCUGCUAAUCAGGAACUUAGAGUUCAAUCCAUUCAAGAAGUGACAACAUUAGAAGGUAUGUUUUAUUAGUAAGAUACCUGAAAUUAGUGUGCAAAUACAUCAUAGGCAUGUUCUGUAGAAGCCCCCAAUUUUCUGUUGUAGGUGGCACAUUCUGUAUAUUUCGUUGUACAUAAUCUUAGAGAAUUUGGUGUGUUAACAAAGAGAAUACUUAAGCCAACGAGUUUGCUUAUUCUCCUCACGUGGUUGCUGAAAAGUGUUUUGGAAAAACCCUUGCUGGUCAUCUCUAGAGGUGUGGUUAAGAUCAAAAUUUAAGAGAUCUAAAAGACCUUUUUAAUUUGUUAUUAUUACUUUUUUUUUCGUCAGCUCUUUUCAACAAACCAGUGGAACGAGUUGGCCGCUAUAUUGCUGUCCUAAGGGUAAGUUGUGACUUACUCAGGCUUUCUGCUUUCUAAUGCACAGUGACUGGUCAAUACAGGAUCUUCUUCAUAUAGGUUUUGCCAUAUUGUUAUCAAAUGAGGUAUAGCUUAAUGUUUCUGAUGAUAACAUGCUUUUACUUAGGACUUGAUCAGAGAAACUCCUGAGGAGCAUGCGGAUUUUGAACUUUUAACAAAUGUGUUGAACCAAACCAAAGACUUCCUAGCAAAGAUCAAUGGUGAUGAAAGAGACGGAGGGGUAGGUAGACUGAAAACUUUUGCCCCUCUCUCUCCCCCCCCUACACUUCUCGGAACAAGAAGCUCGAUAACAUCCGGGAAUUUAUUGAGUCUGUUUCUUGCAUAGUUUGUGAAGAAAUAGUAAAGAUACCAACAACUCAAUGAAGGGCACUUGAAAACGUUCCAGAUAAAGAGGGUAAUUUGGUAUUAUCGACUGAGUUGAUAACGUAAAUUGAUCACCGUAAAGAGUUUAAAGGUUGACGUUUCGAGCGUUAGCCCUUCGUCAGAGCGAUUGGGAGAAAUUACCCUGUUUAUACUCUUCCACCGACGCAGCACCACAGAUUCUUUAGAAACUUACCCCCCUUGUUCCAGAUAAAGAGACAUGUUAAUUAUUUUCUUUUCAAUCCCUUUUGCAAGGGAUCAGGAGAAGCUCGUGUUCUCGGCUUGCCUGGGAUUGUUUCCAUUUUAAUUUGUGAGAAAAGUGUCAUAGGGUACAAAGGUAUUGGCAUUGUUAUAAGUACUGGUGUUGUCCUGUUUGAUUUUAAUCAGAACUUAACUUUUGAACUUCCAUAGGGAUUGCAAAGAGUGAAGCGAGAUCAUAGACUAAUCAAAGAUGGAUUUAUAGUAGAACUCUCAGGUAUUUUCUCUUUAAAUCUCCUUACCCUAAAAAGAUAACAGUCUGUAGCUGAUCACUGUGUAUAUUCUCCACACCUGUUUGCUAGUGAAUGUAUCGAAAGGUUAAGGAGAAGUUACAAGUUAGCAAUAGUAGGAGUAAAAGGGAUAAAAAAUAAAUGUUGUGUGAUGACAUUUUUACUUCAAAUCCCUAAUGGUGAGACAAUGUAACAAUGACUUUUUUCUUUUUUUUCAGAUGGAGUUCGCAAAUUUAGACAUCUUUUCUUGUUCAAUGACUACAUCAUAUGUACAAAGAGAAAGAUAACAGCUAGGUAUGUUAUGGCAAUUGAUUUUGGUGUAGGUUAUAGUGAUUCAGGCCUCACAUGUUUAAGGUUUCAAUAACUUUGACAUGAAACUCUUCUCGCUGUUAUUGUUGCCUGUCGUUAUUAAUACAUAUAAACUGAUGUAAUGCUGAGAUCCAUCGUAUCUUUACUUCAACCUAAAAAAUUCAAUUAGUCUUUUGGCAACUCCCAUCCACCUGAAAAACAUUUUACCUCUUUUCUUGAGCCAUACACCCAUUCAUCGCCAUAUACUUGAUUGUUUUUUUGAUGAGGUGUCUCUUCUAAAUGUUUACAGGGGCGAGCAAUACGUGUGUAAAUGGUAUCUCUCCCUGCGCGAUUUACAGUUCCAGCCCACAGAGAACUCAGAAGGUUUGUGUAUGCAUAGCUUGUACAGUUGGUGUUAGGCUAGAACGCAAUUUACAGGCCUUAGUGCGCGACUUCCUGCUCAUGCGUUCGAUGCUAAUUCAGUCAAAACGUGCUCCUCCUACGCAGGGUAGUCCGACUGAGCACGGUUACCUCUUGAAAGCUAUAACUUGCUUUGACGGAGUGUGUAGGUUUGAUUUGAAACAUUUUCAUUGCAAGUUCAAAUAUGAGAGAUGAGCUUUGAUAUGUAUUCUAACAAAACUUUCAAAACAGGAAAACUAGAAAAUGCGCGGUGGUAAGUAAAAGGGAGGAGGGAAAUAAAAACCAUUCUAACGAAUAAAUUCAAGUUUGUAUUAAACAAGCAAAUUACAUGAAGGCUUCUUAACGAACGAACUUCGACCGUAUCAGUUAUUACUAACAUGUGAAAGUCUCUCCUUUUUUUUACUUAUUUGUUUAUUUAUUUAUUAGCGCCACAAGUUAUACCAGUGACAAGCAAAGGUGACUUUGAUUUACUGAAAAGCAGGAUUGCAAGCACCAAAGCAGAAAUCCGACGAGAAGAAGGAGUGAGCGGACUCAACAGUCCUGAUUCCUCACCUUCAAUGAAGGUAUAAGAUAUCGUUUAUUGUUGAAAUUUCCCUCUGGCUUGGUGAAUUCAAAGGCUUUCUGAUUAAAGUGACAAAGCAAGAGCAUGUUUUCAACGAGCGCUAUUGUGAAAAGAAAAGUGUUUGUUCGAGCGAGUUGCAUCGAUUUUUGAAACUUGGUUUGUUAUUAGGUUUUGGGGAGGUGAAUUGACUGUUCUUUCCUUUGCUUACUCUCUCUCAUUUUUACUGUUUUUUUCCUUUGCAGCGACGUCGAGCGCAAUCAGCCUCCAAAAUUGUCGAGAAACUGAAAAGGCGGCUAGCUGAACAGGAAGCAGCUCUUUUGUUAGCCAUUCCCAGUCUCCCGGUUACACUCUACCACAAACAGGGCAAGGUUAGUUGUAUAUGCUUAUAAUAGACCAACUAACUAUAAACGUGCUCUGACAAUUCAAUUUUCUUGUAAUGCACAAGGAAGAUAACAAAGAGAACUAGGUUACUUUUAAAUAUCCUGGUUCUUUUUGGUAUUGUUCGCAUGCAUUCUUAAAAGGGAGGAGAAGUAGUUUCCCGAUUUCAAUUUUAAUAGUAGUUUUUUUGCACACAAAAUACAUUACUUCUACAGAGAAAAAAUUAUAAGUUUUCGGCAAUCAUGGACAAACUUUUUUUAACUUCACAGACAUACACAUUACUCUGUAAAACUGAUGUCGAAAGAGCAGAAUGGAAGGAAGCCAUCAUUCCUCUUUUGGAACAAAUUCAAGGUAAAAAAAAAAAAGCUAUUGAAUUGAUAUCAGAACCAUUAUCGCUUCUUUCUAUUAAUAAAGGACGACUCGAACAAUGCCUAAAUUUGAUUAACGCGUCAAUAUUGACAUGUUUCAAAGCAUUUUAAAAUCGAUUUGCAUAUUUGAAAUAAAUUGUCUAGCUUUCAUCGUUUCAACGUUUUCGUUAUCUUUUGACAGAUACCGAAACAGCGCCUUUUCUACCAGUGUCAUCUCUCUUGAAAAACGUCACAGUCAGCCAUCAUGGCUUUCUAAUUACAAGCUUUGUUUUUUACCUUAGAUAAUCCAAGUGCUGAAGUACAGCUUAGUGCGUUGGAGCUUCAUCACUUCCUAGAGGCUUGUAAGAAGGUUGGUCGGUUCAUUUGUUUGUGGAAUUCUCUCCUUCAUAUUGCAAAAUUCAAAGGUCAUAAAAUUCUAAAUGACAGCUCGUUCACGCUCUCUACGAAAAACCCGGAGUUAGGAAACUGCUAUCAUUAUUGGUGUUUUGGUAAACAUCCUCUCUGAUUGGUCGAGUGGUUUUGUAUACCGCGGGUAACGUAUGUGAGCGGUAUACAGCAGGGAUUAAUGUGACAGAUUAAUUACACUUCAGCCCAUCUAUUUAUUCAAGCCUUCCUCGACUCGGUAAUAGUUACGCUGAACUACUGAACCAAUCUUAAGCUCGCGUCGCUCCCUGUUUCGUUCGUCUGCCCUUCAUGAUCAUGGCGACAAAAGUUAAGUUCACUCUCUCUCCGAGGCUUGCUCGGAGAGGAUCGGAAACUCAUGCCGAAUUUGGUGAAAAGCCGAAAUCGCCUCUUCUUCGUCGCGGCUCUUGGUCGCCAAACAUACGACUCCUUCGAAGAGGCUCAGACUCUAGUUUUUUAAAAGACUCGCACUCCUUGGUAAGUAACAUCAUGGUACUGACUUUAGGAAGAUUGUGAUUAUAAGCUUGUAAAUACUGAACUCGCUAAAUUUACGUUAGAAAGAACUGGAAAAAUUCACUAAAGUAUGGAAGCUUAUAACACUUGGCAUUGUUUGUACAAGAGAUGUUGCAAUCGCCGGUAGACUACGAUGAGAAUUGCUCUUGAAAUUUUCGCGUUAUUUCAUAUGUUCUUCCUUGUAUUUUUGAGAGCGCCUCAGGUUGUUUCUUUCAUAUAUCCAUGCCCAGUUCAGAUUUUCCUGUGUGGAAAUCAAUCGGAAAGAAUUAGUUUUUCAAAUCUCGCUUGAGCAGUAUGUUAUCAGUUUGUAAUCCACUCAAUCUCGUACAUUUUUGACAUUUUCAUCGCGUUUAAACAAACACUAUACAUUAAACAUCUUUUGUCAUUGCGAUACGAAUUACAACGCUGUUUCCUUUUUCAAAAAAUAUCACAAAUACAUCAUUGUGACGAGGUGUUUUCGUUCAGCCUCAUGCUGUGCAAAGGAAGCUUUUUGUCACAAACCGAACUUUGAUUAAGUAAAUAUCGCUUAGUCCACCCAGCCCGGAAUGUCUGUGUGACAAGUUGUUGUAAUAAGAUUUACAAGAUCUGUGAUAAAUCACUUUUGCGAGAUUUUGGCACACUUUCAAAGGAUCAUUUAGUCAUGUCAAGUCCAAACCAGGCAGACCUUUUUCGUAAUAAAAUUAACACCUAACCCCGAUCUUUCCGUAUCCGCCAGUCUAAUUGACGGAUAUUUAAUCGCCAGAUUUUUUUUACCUUUGAGCACUCUCCCGUUAUUUUAAGUGACCCUGACAAACUAAAAUUGGAACAGACAUUUAUAAAUAAUAAAAAAGACAGCACGAAACAGGAAGCCGCAAGGAAAACUCCUGGGUUUACCGUUGGAAAGGACUCAAACUGGCAAUUAACACCCAGUAUUAUCCUGUCUUGUCCACAGAUCAAUUGUGUAAAGAUUUCCCUUUUGAAAAUAUCGUGCUAACUGAUAUUUCGUCUCUCUUUCAGCUGAGAACUCAGAGGUCAUUAGGAAAAGUAUCCAUGAAGGAAGGUACUGAACGCGAUUUUCUAAGUCCAUCCUUCAUUUCCUUUUAGGAUUACAUAAUGAUAGCGUAAUUAAAGUUAAAUCAAUGUUUCUCUUUCAUUGAAAUAAAAUGUGCUUUUCGCUUAAAAGUAAAGAAAUGAAGAAGAAAAGGGAAUACUCCUCUCACAGGCCAAAGCCCUCCAAUAAGCUUUCGCUAACAUCAACUCUAAACAAUUUUUAUUACUCUGUCUGGGUUAGGUUUGGAAAUUUCUUGAAACACCUCGCGUAAUUACUCUAAUUACUUCACACCGUGUUGAACUUAAAAUUCACAGAUAAUUGUUUAUAAAGCUAAGGUAAAUAAGCGCAAUAAUUUUUUUCCUUCUGUAUCGAGAAGGGUGAUCUUGGAACGUAAAGGUAACGCUGAAAAUAUUUUGCUGAUAUAAGCCUGGAGGGAUAUUUCUCGCUCACUGCAUAUUUUGCUCGUUAUGUUGCAGACAAAAGUCUCCUCAAUGGACUGUUAUACGUUCAUAUACACUCUGGACGCGGAUUUCACAAAAACGGUAAAUGAAAACAGAGAUCAUCAGAAAUUUUGGUGUUAUAAUCCAGACUUCCGAAGAGCUUACAUUAAAAUAGAUUAAAUAUGAAUUAAACGCCCACCAAAACUUAAUAGACGCACGUAACUGACCCUGAGCACAGAAGAAGCACGUAAGCGAACUCGUGUACGCUUGUGAUUGGCUAGUGUAGCAGCACUUCACAACAACUUUGCCGUGAUUGGGUUAUGCAGGUGGAACGAGAUUUAUGAAGGCUCAGGAAAAAGUAAUUAACAGGAAAUUGACUCUUUGAUUAAAAGCAAUUUAUUUUUGGUAGUCUAGAAAAACGUUCUGACCAAUUUAGACCUACAUAUUGCAAAUCCUAACAGUUUGUGAGAACAGACUGGUGGAUUGAACAUACGUCACGGCUCUCAGACUGUCUCUACAAAGUCUAUUAACUAAGUAAUAAGGGGAGAAGAUAGACAACCCUAUAGGUGACUUCAUGUAAAGCUCGGAUAUGAAUCUUCGCCUUUUUUGUAAUGCGUUGCUGCCAUUUGCCAGAACAUGACCGCAUUUCCUAAGAAUCAAACCAAAAGCAGAUUAAUAAAAAUCAAUACAACUGAAAGGCAAUUGAGAACAAGGGAAUUUACAAGAGAAAUAUGUAUUCUCAAUAUGUUGAUAUAUAAAAUUCGUUAACGAGAGUCGAUGAGUUAGGGCAAUCAAACUGCUUACAGCGCAGGAAUACCCCACCAAGUUAGCGGCCUGUCAUAUUAUGUUUACACCUUGUUAGUUAAGUAGAAGGCGUGAGUUUUCUAUACUUUUGCAAUCCCAGACAGUUUAUGACGUUCAGUUGGAAAUUACAGUGUGUUCAAUAGGAUGGUGUACCCAUCCCCACAAAAGCAUUUCACUAUUCGAACAAAUAUGAUUUUUUUUUCAGCUGGAUGUGGUUUCACAUCCAUGUUUCCCUUCAGUUUUUCCUAAAUUCUCCAUGUGUUAUUAUUCAGAUCUCAGUUGCGUGGUAGAAGUUGAUCAUUAUGGACAGUUUGUUCGUAAAGCCAGGACAAAAACGUGUAAAGCUUCAACUGACCCUGUAUGGGACCAGGUAAGAGGAGGAAAACUUGACUUCCAAUCACUCCGACUGGCCGCCUUGCAUCCCCUUUUACUUGCCUUACGAGAAUAUGAUGUGACUGUCUCGGACAAAUGCGAUCGACUAGCAUACUUAGCGGGAAGGGGUUGGGUUAGUGGUGCUCUCUGUUCUUUCUCAAACGAUGAAAGAAACGACAGGUUUACUCUGUGCUGCUGAAACAAUGUCUUGUGCAGACUUUCAGUUUUAAAGCCUUCCAAGAGUCAUCUUAUGGGACUCGCCGGGCAAAAAUUUAAAAUCGCCGCCAGAAUGGUUUGACUCCAUCCUUUAUCAUUAGGGUUGUAAAACGCGUUCCUCGGUCAGUGCUAACACCUUUAUUUGUUCUAUAGGACUUCGAUGUCGAGGUGGAAGGAACAAGAGAACUCAAGCUGCAUGUUUAUAGCAAAAGCAGACUUAAUUUUGAUGAACACUGUGCGCAGGGAAAAAUAGAGGUGAGGUGUUGUGUAUGCUUCUCGCGCGCGGAAAUUAGUGCAAGGCGAGGGCUAUGGGCAAAAACAGGAAAUAAACAAUCACGCCUGUGGGGUUGUGCGUUUUCGUUUAAAUAACUUCUGAACUUGAACUAAAACGUGUGGCUUGCUAACAAUUCUUAUCUUUUUUAUUGCUAAAGCUUGUAAAGGAAAAUUUGAGGGAUCUGAAGAAACAGACCAUCACAAUAACCUUAGACAAGCAGGUAAGGAAUAAAUAAUUUAUUUAUCUCUGUGUACAGUAAUGAAGUAGGUGAUGUUACCCCAUCACUACGUUUCAGCUUUACUGAUCAAUUGCUGGUCACGUAAGUUCAGUUGUCACGCACCGUAUAUAGAUUUUUAUCAAGAAUGCCCUGUGAUCAUUGCUGUCUUUGGCUGAAAGAAACAUUCAAUACUCUGGAUUUUAGCUGAAAUAAAAUAACCAAUUUAAAGCACAGCCAUAGUAACGUAUUGUGUUUGACCUGCAGGGUGCGGUAACGCUAUCACUACAGUAUUCCAAGACACCUCAUGGGAUUCAACGGAAGAAAUCUUACAGCGAGAAAGGUGUUUUUGGAGUUGAUAUUGCUACAGUUUCAAAGUGAGUUAAAUGUCUUCGUUUGUUUGUUGUUGAUUGACAAUGUUCAACUUUCGCUUGGUUUUAUGAUUUACCUUUGGUAUAUGUUUCUCUUACAGACGAGAAGAAAGUGAUAUUCCCUUAGUUGUGAUUGGCUGUGUACAGGAAAUUGAGAAAAGAGGUGGGUAGAGUGAAAUCGCGUCAAUUUUUAUUCCAGAAUAGUUUUGCGAUUGCGAGUCCUAAAGUUUGUCCAACAAAUGCGUCAGCUCUAUCUUUUGUUUUGUUUCGUUUCACGUUAGCAAACCUUCAAUGAGUGUGCAAUACAGCUAAGAACUGGAUUGACUGCUAAUAUCUUUAAAAUCCAUUGUUCAAGUUACCGUUGCAUCUCGUCUUGUUUCAGGAAUGGAAGAAGUAGGAAUUUAUCGCUUAUCAGGAGCAACUUCAGAUGUCCGAAGGCUAAAAGACGCGUUUGACAACAGUAAGUGCAUUGCAUACAAGACGAGGUAAACGGUAUGGCUAUCAAUGAGGCCGUAAGGCUGAGCUUUAUACAUAGAUUUGACCCCAAGCUCUGGAGAGAUGCUAAAGUGGCUCAUUCCUUAUUUUCGACCCGUUCUAAUCGUUUCCAUCCUCAUCCAUCCUUGUUUCGUCUUGCUCCAUUAUUUGCUCUAUUUCGUUUCUUAGUUACGGAACUAAUAUAUUGUAGCCUCCUUUAAGAUGGAGUAACUUUUGCAUGAUACCAAAAAUGAGUUAGAACAGAGAAGCAAAGUUCCUUGAAAUCAGGAUUUUGAUCGUUUUGCUGUCUGCCAUCAAUGCUAGUGUCAAAUCCACAAUGAAUCCUCCUGAAAGCUACUUUCGCCGCCGUUCCUAGUUUGUCCAUAGCCGACUGAUUUCCUUUUUGAUUAAUCUCUUUUAGACAGUCAAAGUGCUUUAGUGCAAGUUGCUGAGGCGGACAUCCAUGCUGUGGCUGGACUUCUGAAGAUGUACCUCAGGGACCUUCCAGAGCCACUCUUUACCGACGACCUUUAUAUCAAGUUUGUUGAAGCAAACGGUAAACCACUUUUCAAUUCCUUAUUAGUACAAUAAGUUUGCCCCUAUAACGUACUGCAUGGAAAAAAAUACCACUUCCUCGGAAUUUCAAAUGUGGGUUCAAUGGGUUAUGGGGUAAGAUUAUUGCUGGUUAGUCGUCAGCCCUGCUACACGUGUUAUAUUAUUACGGCUCAACAUACAACGAAGAAAAGCGAUCUUAUCAAAACAGUCACUCUGGUCAGCAGUGGCACCUCUCCUGUCGUAUACCUUCAUGCAAAGGACACAAAGUAAGGUGCUGAAAGAAAGAAUUCUGCUCUAUCGUUUGCAUCCAGGGAAACUCUUUCCCAUGUCCCCCUCCUCUGUGGUUGGUGUGACGGUACGAACCACUCCAGGGCCCAUUAUUGAUUGCUUUGCUACACACUGAAGCAAGUGGAUGUGGUGUUUUGUAGAUAUAUAUGUACACAUAAUCUGUAUAUUUUUCUUGUUGUACACAGUUAAUUAUUUUUCUCGAUUUUUUUUUCUGACAUCGAGAUACUUGUUUUUGAUUUUAGGAAUUAAAGAUCCCGAGGAAAAAAAGAAAAAAAUGAUGGAGUUGUUUGAAUCUUUACCCAAACCAAACCGGCUCACUAUUAUCUAUUUACUAGAUCAUCUAAGAAGGUAAUGUGUGGGGUUUACACACUCAUAGGAAAAUAUAACGAUAGGAAGAGACAUUGGAGAAAUGCAAGCCGUAUUUGUAGCUGUGCAUAAUAAGAUUGAGAGAUGAUUAGUCACACAGUGUAUUCUAAGUCGAGCUUUGUGUUGAAACCGUUAAAAGGCCAUUCGGAAGUAUUGAUUGGCUCAGAGCCACCCUCUGUUUGUUGUUUGCGAUGCUUUUCAGUCUUCUUCAUUCAACUAUCCGUGCUCUUUCCUGUAUUACUGUCGUACCCAACUGAUAUGUAGUGGUCUUUUUCAAGGUCAUUUUGUGGGGUUAAAAGAAAAAAAAAAAACUAGCAAUGUUUUGGCAUAGCUCUCUUAACAGUGUAGUCAUUCACAUGCGGAUCGCGUUUGUUUUGUUACUCUAGUGAGUACUUUAUGGCUAAAAUAUGUUGCUUAUAGAAUGAGUGAGCAUCAGGAACAGAACAAAAUGGGACAAAAUAACCUGGCAACCGUUUUUGGCCCGAACGUUCUUCGGCCUUCCUCGGCCGACACGGAUCCAACAGAUCUCGCUAAAGGAACACUCGAUGUCAUGAGUCAAGUCGGUAUCUUUCUGUGGUUCUUAAAGUUUUGCUCUCUCCAGCUCCCGGAAGAUCCACAGCUUAUGCGUAGACUGGAUCCGAAUAAAAACGUCGAAGUUGCGCCCGCGUUAGGGCAUGAGGACAGACUUAUUUGAUAUCCCACCAUGCACUUCAAAAGUUGACCUCGAUCUGAUGAUGUACUCACAAGAGCAUGUACAGUUAAAGUAAACGCGUAACAAUUAUAUGAAGGAACGAAGAACUGGGCGCACUAGUGUGUUCGCCGUAUUAGAAUAGUUAUCCUAGCUCCAAGGAGUUGCAGGUUUAAACAAUGGACGAGAAACAUUCUCUAUUAUUUGACUUGAUUUACAUUCGAAAUUAUAGGAGAAAACGUUGCAAAUGUUUGCACAGGUUAGUUCAUAGAUAUUUUAAUCAAAGAAAAAAUUUAGUUUACAGAUGUUUUUAUUGUUAAAGUUUUAGUUCUUUCAAAAUGGUUUUAUCUGUUUUAUUUUCGUAAUGUUGAAAUUCUACUCGAUAUCUUUAUUCGAUUUUUACACUUGAUUUCCGUGAAAAUGAAUGUUUAUUAAGACCUUUUUGUUCGUCUCCGUUAGUAAAGGAAGUCAUGAGACGGAAUUCUUAGCUGCUAGAUCAUGACCAGUUCAUCUUGCUUAGCUUUGUCCUUCGAACUAGUCAGAAGGCGCUUAGCGGAAGUUAGUUCUAUUUCUGUAAGCUAACUUUUCAUUGCGCUUCUGUGAGAGGGACCAAGCUGAUAAAGACAAACUGUUCGUAAUGAUGAAAUUUUGUUGAUAAUUCUUACUACUUUUUCAUGAAAGGUCUUUUGAAAUAGAUUGUUCAGGUUUGUCAACCAACCUUUUUGACGCAUAUGCUAAAUUUCUACUUUAAAUUAUGAUUCAGUCAACUUUCAGGAAAUGGAUCAAAAGAUUGUACUAUUCUAAGCGGUUAUUAUAUAUCCUAUAUACGAGCAACAAAAAAGGUAUCAGCUAUACUAUGUCCUGAACAGAUAUUCGCAUUUUUAUAUGACGUAUGUAUUCGAUCAGUAGUCUUAGGCGUAAGUAAAAAAAGUCUCAGUUCUAAAUACGGAGGAGCUCUAAUAUCGAGUAGGAUUAUUUAUCAAACACCAAAUAUAUUAAGUUAUUUUAAUUGUAAAUUAAGG
Molecule: messenger RNA, 19184 nt
Organism: Pocillopora meandrina
Lineage: Eukaryota; Metazoa; Cnidaria; Anthozoa; Scleractinia; Pocilloporidae
Source: the annotation of a GenBank genome assembly